AUGCCACCAUUCCAAUAUCCUCCAUUACUGCCCUUGGAGCUGCGGCUUCUGGUCGUGCACCCCGGUUCGCCACAAGAUCCCCUCACUGGGACCCUCGUGCAGAGGAAACUGUCGCCCGAAGACGGUGAUAUCCCGGAUUACGAAGCGCUAUCAUAUUGCUGGGGCGACCAGUCUCAUCCUCAAUCCGUCAAACUCAAGACAAAAUGGCGAAAUCCCAAAGAACAGGCACAUCCAGCGUCAGAGCCGAACGGCUCCAGCUACUGGAAGUUUAUCCUUUCAGCUUUUGGUAUUCUUCACUCUGGGUAUCUUGAUAUUGGACCUAAUCUGGCCUCCGCUUUGCGUGCACUACGAUACCCCGACCGUAAACGGCUGUUAUGGUGCGACUCCAUCUGUAUCAAUCAAAAGGAUUAUGCCGAACGUGCUGCACAGGUCCAACGUAUGACAGAUGUAUAUAUGUUUGCCAGGAGCGUCAUUGUCUGGCUAGGCCCAGCAACACCAUGGGCCUCUAUGGCUAUGGAGACUGUGCGUCAGGUGGGAAACCGGCACUUUCCUCAGGAAGCAGAUACACCCUGGUUGUAUCAGAACAUGACUCCUCACCCUUCCGCCCUGACAACUGACGGAAGUGGGAUAAAGAUCACAUACGGAAAACCUAUUCCGUUUAGCCAGGACCAAUGGCAUUCAUUGGAGAAGCUUUUGGAUUUAGAUUGGCACCGACGGCUGUGGACGCAUCAAGAGAUCGUGUUUGCGAAUCAAGAAACGUCGAUUGUGAUGUUAGGUGAGGAGGAAUUACCAUGGAGCCAGUACAGAGAAGCAGUUGUAUUUGUCUGCACGUACACAUGGGCUCCAAUGAGGGUUUGGCUGCUUGAUCCAGCCAGAUUUACUAGAAAUAAGUUCGUGUUUGUUUUCAAAGUGGCGGCUAUUGACUACGUCGGCAAGCAAAAUACGAGCUGGAUAGAAGCAUUGGGUUUUACAAGACGUUACGACUGCUCCGAUGAUCGCGACAGGCUAUACGCACUUCGUGGACUACUCCAGCCUGAUAUUGCCCGAUGCAUUCGGGUCGAUUAUACAAAGUCUGCCAAGGAGAUUGCGGCUUCAGCUUGCAUCACUCACCUGAAGCAGAGCCGCAACCUGGACUUCCUCAAGAUUUGCAACUCGCCAACAUCUCCCACAUGGGCUGUGGAUCUGGAAAAGCCCGUGGGCGUCCUCGAAGCCUCCAGCAACGCGAGUGCAAGAUCGGCUGCUUCAGCGAGGCUGAUUAAGCCGGGCGUGCUAGAAGUAGCUGGCCUGCCUUGUGACGAGAUAAUUAGCAAACCAAUCGAUCUGCCAGUGAACGAGAAUUUCCCAGAAAUAAAACAGUACGUCGAGACUCUUCUUACGGCAUUUCGAGAUCUCACAGGCAAUGACGAGUUUCACCGAGACGACAAAUGCGUCGAUGAGUUGAUGACCGCGCUGGCUUUUGGAGGAAUGUUCUCGCAACCGCUUGCACAAGGACUCGCAACGGAACACUGGCUUGUGUACCUUUGGAAAGCCGCAGCGGAGACAUAA
This is a messenger RNA of Fusarium musae, 1545 nucleotides long. RefSeq lists its product as uncharacterized. The record is from RefSeq and is a predicted model, not a curated record. The coding region runs from base 1 to 1545 and encodes 514 amino acids. NCBI's taxonomy places the organism in Eukaryota, Fungi, Ascomycota, Sordariomycetes, Hypocreales, Nectriaceae. The transcript has 2 exons.